CUCUGGUAGGCUCGCACCAUGGACCUUGGCGCAGAGGCUUUCGCGCUUGAAGUGAGACAUUGCCCAUUGUCAACAACAAUUGGCGCCCUGUCAUCUUUUAAAGCGUGGACGCCUCCUUGACAAUUCUUUCUGCUGAUUCUUUUCCCUCCGCUCGAUUCAUCGUCAUGUCGUCGGUCACCCAUGCGCUCACACGCUAUGCCACCGCAUCGAUAUCCGCUCGGCUGCAAGCCCGGCAAGACACGGGAUUCUCGCAAUCAAUCCCGCUGUUCAUCUUCCUCUUCACCUUCAUUGCAUUCUCCUUUGCACUCAUCUGGGUCGACUACACCUGCAACCACGUGAUCUUGACCCUGGCGGCGAUCGAAGACCCCAGCCCGGAUCCCUACAUCCGCCUUCAGAGUCCCAACAAUAACGAUCCCGAGCUUGCAGACGCAAUCACCUUGAACCCCAAGCCCAUCACGAGCGGAAUCCGCUCCGCCAUCAAGCUCCUCCGCGCCCGUGGAGGAGAAAGACGCGGGCUCAUCAGUCCAUGCCUCCAUGGAUUCCGCCUAUACCUCCCCUUCUACCUCCUCGACCGGGGUGUGGGCUUCUUCCUCAACCCGCUAUUCUACUCGGGACCCGCCCGCCUCACCCUCGCCUCGUUCGCAGUGGAGUUUCUCGCGCGGAUGUGCCUGGCCACCCUGCAGAUGGGCUGGGUGCACGUGAUCGUCGCCGACAAAGCCCCGCGGGCGCGGUACCGGCGGUGGGGGAGACUCGGGCACUGGCGACGCAUCGCGCCGGCGGCGGCGGUGCAGAACGCGCUCGUGUGCGUCUCGUACACCAUGUACCUCGUGGCGAUGCCGACCGCCGCCUGGGCCCUGGUGAACGUGGCGGGGGUCGCGCACGGCCACCUCACCGUGGGGGCGAGCCUCCGGUUUUUGGUUGUCGUGCUCCUCCCGCCGGUUUUCUCGCUGGUGAGUACCUUGCCUGCACGAGUGGUGUUCGUGCGCGUGGCGGCUUCCAUGCUUCCUGCGGAGGAUGUGCCUGUCGUACCCUUUGAUCGUCGGUUGGGGGGAAAAUUGCGAUCUGAGGUUGGAGGCGGUAGUGGUGGGGACAGGCUGGGUGUCAGGGAUGCCUGGACCACUUGCCCUUGGUCGGUUUGGGUGCGCUGCUUUCAGAUCACCUUCAAGGCGCUGGGCUUGGAGGUCGUGGUGGUAGUCGUGGGGGUCUUGGUCUUGGUGGGCGAAGCGCUCUUGAUUCAAUUGGCGGGGCCCGGCUUCUAGGUCCAGUCUUAGUUGGUCAUACUACUGCCAAUGCAAUUAAUGAC
Molecule: messenger RNA, 1303 nt
Organism: Aspergillus uvarum CBS 121591
Lineage: Eukaryota; Fungi; Ascomycota; Eurotiomycetes; Eurotiales; Aspergillaceae
Exons: 2
Coding region: 165-1259 (364 amino acids)
Source: RefSeq, a predicted model, not a curated record